This is a messenger RNA of Sceloporus undulatus (fence lizard), 5886 nucleotides long. Its product is annotated as piezo-type mechanosensitive ion channel component 2-like. NCBI's taxonomy places the organism in Eukaryota, Metazoa, Chordata, Lepidosauria, Squamata, Phrynosomatidae. The record is from RefSeq and is a predicted model, not a curated record. The transcript has 35 exons. The coding region runs from base 1 to 5397 and encodes 1798 amino acids.
AUGGUUGACAAUUUGGCACCUUAUGUCCUGAAGUUCUUGGCAGCAGUUCAGUCAGUGCAGGCAUUUGCAUGGAGAUUUCUGGAGCUGCACAUCUUUAAGAUUAUAUCUGUUUGGAUUAUCUGGAUCACUGUUCAGGAGGUGUCCUUGAUGAACUGUCUUUUCUUCAUUCUGUGGACAUUUGCGCUUCCAUAUUCCAAACUUCGCCCAUAUGCUUCAAGAAUCAGUACAUUUUGGUCCUGCAUGAUGGUUAUUUGUAAAAUGAUGUACCAGCUGAAAUUUGUGAAGCCCUUGAAAUAUUCCUCAAAUUGCACACAGAGUCCAGGUGAUCCCGAAGGAAAGCUAGAGAAGGUGUUACUGGAUAAAUCAUUGCUGUACACUGCACUUGUUGACCCGGCACAUUGGGUUGGGGGCUUCAUGAAGUGUAAUGACAAUGUACUUCCGUGUCUAAAGAAUCACCUCACAAUCCUGAUUCUAAUGGCUCUUGAAGCAACUGUGCACCACCACCAAUGUUUCUACCGGAUACAGAAUCAGUUAAUGCCACCUACCACAAGGAGCAUAUUUCAUAACAUUGUUCGUGAGAAUUUGGAUGAUGGACUACUCAGUUGCAUAAAAUACUUUAUGAACUACAGUUUUUACAAGUUUGGACUAGAGACAUGCUUUAUAGCUGCCGUUAAUGUGAUUAGGCAGCGCAUGGAUUUUUAUGCCCUUAUCCAUGCCAGCUGGCUAAUUUACCUAUUGAGCUGCCGUCGGAGGAAGGCUGUAGCUGAAGUCUGGCCCAAAUACUGCUGCUUCCUUGCCAACAUAGUGGCCUUUCAGUAUCUACUUUGCAUUGGUCUCCCACCCGCUCUCUGCCAAGAUUAUCCAUGGAGAACCUCUCACUGGCUACUCCACUCAAAUCUGAUUAAGUGGCUGUAUCUGCCUGAUUUUGCCAAGAGACCCAGUGCUAAUUUUCUUCUGUAUGACUUCCUGCUUCUGCUGUUUGCCUCCCUCCAAUGGCAGGUGUUUGAAGAUGAGAAUAAUCCUGUUGUGAGAAUGCAAGCAGGAGAUAAUGUAGAAAUCAGCCGAGAGCUGGAUCCGGUGGGCCUCAAUGAAUACAGUCCAGUACCAAACUUUAUCCACUGCAGGUCUUACCUGGAUUUCUCAAAGGUGAUUGUGUUCAGAUAUCACUUCUGGUUUGUCCUUUGUCUUAUCUUUGUUACUGGGACAACAAGGAUCAACAUCUUCUGCUUGGGCUACCUUGUGGCCUGUUUCUACUUCAUGCUUUUUGGAGGAAGCCUUCAACUGAAGCCUGUCAAAGACAUACUCAGACUGUGGGACUAUCUGAUUGCUUACACAGCUUUGGUUAUAGUAAUGAAGAACAUCCUGGCUAUUGGAGCUUGUGCUUACCUUAAUAGAUUACAAAGAAACCACUGCUGGUUGAUUCAGACAUUUGGUAUGUUCUGCACAGUACCAGGAUAUGAUAUAGAUCCACCUGAUGAUAACAUAUGUGAACUGCCUGAGAACGAAGCAGGGAUAACCUGGGAUGCAAUAUGUUUUACUUUCCUGCUGGUCCAGCGUCGAAUUUUUACAAGCUACUAUUACCUCUAUAUUGUAGCAGAUCUCAGGGCUGCUGAGAUUUUAGCCUCCAGAGGAGCAGACCUGUUUGAACUAAAACUGAAAAGAAUGGUGGCUCUCAGAAUGGAAGAAGAAAGAAAAUCAAUGGAAAGCAUGAAGAGGCAAAUGGACUUAAUGAAACCAAAGCAGAAAAAAGUUAACAGCUUGGAGAAAAGAGUACCAGAAACAGAAACUGUGCAGAAGUCUGAAAGAGAGAAAGAUCCAGCCAGGACAAAGUUCACUGUCUACUCCUUACUCUUUUUUUCUUUAUUGAGUACUUUUUCCCUGGUAUCUUUUGUAGAAGAAGAUGGUAGCAAGAAAGAAAACGAAGACAAGAAAACAUGGUGGCAGCCAUGGGUGACUCACACAUCAAUGAUUCGAGGUGGAAGCUACUGCCUUUUUGAGACAGAUAGUGAGGAAGAAGAGGAAGGAAGGGUUACUGAAAAGAGUGAGGAAGAAACCCUGAAGAAGAAAACAGCAUUCCAGCUUGCAUAUCAAGCCUGGAUAAUAAACUCAAAAUCAGCUCUAAAGAUGAGAGAGCAAGAUGAAAUCAGAGCACAAAAGAAGAAAGAAGAGGAGGAGAAGGAGGAGGAGGAGGAAAAGCAACAGCAACAGAAAGAAAUAAAAUCUAGUGAAGAAAAUCUGGAGGUACCAGUCACUGGAGAAGAAUUGGAUGAACCAGAAACUAUCAUGCAAAGAGUAAUCAACAUUUUCAAGUUCACUUGGAUCUUUAUCCAAGCAUUGUUGGAUGAUACCACAGAAGCACUGAAUUCCCUUUGUAAAGAUAAUCUGGACAUAGCAAAUGUGCUGAGAACAGAAAAGUGUGUGCUUUGGCGAGAGAUUAACAAGGGAAAAGAGGCCUCAGCAGACACCAUUCUUCAGUAUUAUAACUUAAAGAAAAGUCAGCUACAUGGAGAAACUAAGACUGAAAUGACAGAAAGCAAAGACAAGAUACUCAAAUGUCCACUUGGGGAAGACACUGAGCCUUCACAUGUACAUCUCAGGAAUUCAAGCAGAGCUGCCAUAGAUGCUUCUAGAAAUGAGAAGGUAGAGAAAGUGAGACCUACAGGACUUUCCUUCCACAGGUUCCUUCCAGAUUCUUUUUGUGCAGAAUCUGCCAAUCGGGGGGUGUCUCCAUCAGAAGUGGAAGAAUCAACAGACUCCCUGUUUGCUAGAAGUAAAGAAACAGGCAGGUUGCUGAACAAAGUUCCUGAUAUGAUGACAGCCAGUGAACUGCUUCUGAUUAGGACUUUUCAUGAAGAUGAAUUGGAACAGUCGGAUAAAUUUUACCAGUGCCUUCCUCGCCUCCUGAAGCUGGGAAUUGCUUUGUAUAAUGCCAUGGAGUCUAAAUCAGAAAUGCUGUGUUAUUUUGUGAUCAUUCUUAAUCAUAUGGUCUCUGCUUCUAUCCUCACUUUGGUUCUUCCUAUUUUGAUAUUUCUGUGGGCAAUGUUGUCCAUUCCAAGGCCUACAAAAUUCUUUUGGAUGACUGCUAUCAUUUACACUGAGGUAACAGUUGUGGUCAAAUACUUUUCCCAGUUUGGAUUCUUUCCUUGGACAACUAAGGUGUAUUGUGGUCUCAAUGCUGAAGAACCAUUUGUUUUGCCAAAUAUAGCUGGAAUUGAGAAGAAGGAUGGCUACGUACAUUAUGAUCUGAUGCAGCUAUUGGCUUUGUUCUUCCAUAGAUAUAUCUUGAAGUGCUAUGGACUAUGGGAUUCCAAGGGUGUCAGCAUACUGGACUCCAAAGAAAAAAAUGUGACAGAGAGACCAGUGAAGAAAGGGCAGAGAGCCCACUUGAAGGAAGGUCAACCUGGAUUUGCAACAGAGCAACGUUUGAGACCUCAAAGUCUCUCAAGGAAUAUUUUCCGAAGGGUUAUGGAAGGCCAAGCCCCAAAAGAAGCCAAGAAGAAAUGGAGCUUGUUCAGGGGGGAAAGCACCAGCAGGAAGAGACUCACCAAGGAAACAGCACACCAGCAGAUACUAAAGGCAAAGAAGUUGCUGAUCAAAAUUGCUCUUCAGAUUUACCGGCCUAUCAAGCAAUUCUUCUAUGACAUUAUUCACCCUGAGUGCAGCCCAAUCUGUGAUGUUUAUGCCAUCAUGUUCCUAGUUGAUGUCAUUAAUUUUAUUAUUGUCAUAUUUGGCUACUGGGCUUUUGGUAAACACUCAGCUGCUGCUGACAUCACAGAAUCCCUUUCAGAAGACCAGGUACCGGAAGCUUUUCUCGUCAUGCUCUUGAUACAGUUUGGGACAAUGAUAGUUGAUCGGGCAAUCUACCUGAGAAAGAAUAUGUUUGGGAAAUGUGUUUUUCAAGUGGUCCUUGUCUUUGGCAUCCAUUUUUGGAUGUUCUUCAUAUUGCCUGGAGUAACAGAAAGGAGGUUUAACAGAAAUUUGGUAGCUCAGUUGUGGUACUUGGUCAAGUGUGUUUAUUUUGGGUUGUCAGCAUAUCAAAUCAAAUGUGGUUACCCCAAGCGCGUCUUAGGCAACUUUCUGACCAAGAGUUACAACUGUAUAAACCUCUUCUUAUUCCAAGGAUUUCGGCUGGUACCUUUCUUGACAGAGCUGAGAGCUGCUAUGGAUUGGGUUUGGACUGACACCACCCUCAGCCUGUCCAGCUGGAUCUGCGUAGAGGAUAUCUAUGCUAAUAUCUUUAUCAUGAAAUGCUGGAGAGAAUCUGAAAAAAAAUACCCCCAGCCUCCUGGACAGAAGAAGAAAUUGAUUGUGAAGUAUGGGAUGGGAGGAUUCAUUGUCUUUGUACUCAUCUGCAUCGUAUGGUUCCCAUUGCUUCUUAUGUCACUGGUCAAGUCUGUGGCAGGAGUAAUCAAUCAGCCUCUGGACGUAUCUGUUAAAAUUACCAUCAGUGGUUAUGAAUCUUUAUUUACUAUGAGUGCUCAGCAGCAAAACCUGGUUCCUUUCACUCAUGCAGCAUAUAAUGAACUCACCACUCAAUAUGCUCUUCAUCCUUCAGCCAUGCAGUUUAUAGUCAACUAUAAUCCAGAGGACAUUGUCGUGGCUAAAAUAAAAGGCAACGCUAGUCUGCUGUGGAGCAUUAGUCCCGGAAGUCGGAAAGCUAUGAUAGCUGAACUCUCCAACUCCUCUGCAAUCUAUAUCAACUUCCACUGGAUUAUUCUCAGAAAUGCCUCUCUUGUGAAGAAUGUUGAAGCAUCAGGCAUACACACUGUAAGAUAUGAAGAGAAGGAAAUACGGGAGCAAAUCAUUCAAAUGCUUUGUGGCACCAGGACAGAACCAGUAUUACUUCCCAGUGUACUUCCAAGAUAUGUGAGAGCUACUGGAGGAGCAGAAGCCAAAAUCGCACACAGAUUGCAAGUUGCAUAUAACCCAAAGGACAUAAAUAAGAUGGCUUUCUUCAGAAAUAUAACAAUUAAGCUGCAGCAGUUGCCUGGCGAGAGAAGUUCAAGCCAUGUGCCUGAAUGGUGGAUUGUUGAAGAGCAAAGGCCUGGCUGCUUGGGAAAUGGAUGCAGUAAAAACAUGGAGCUCUUUAUCUACAAUGAUAAGGUCAGCCCUUCCAGCCUGGGAUUCCUGGCAGCGCACGGGAUUGUUGGCCUCUAUAUGUCUGUUGUUCUAGUCAUUGGGAAGUUCAUCCGAGAAUUUUUCAAUGGAAUUUCACGUUCCAUUAUGUUUGAAGAGCUGCCGAAUGUGGACCGCAUCCUGAAGCUCUGUACAGAUAUCUUCCUGGCGAGGGAGGCAGGAGAACUUGAGUUGGAAGAGCAGCUCUUUGCAAAACUCAUCUUCUUGUACAGGUCUCCUGAAACAAUGAUUAAAUGGACCAGGGAAGCUAAGGAAAAAUAAAACCAGGGCAGUUACCCAUGAUCACCGCUAAUGAAUUGCUCUCAACAGGAAACGGUGGAUGAAGUUGUGAAGUACAUGGGGGAGAGGAAGGUUGUAAAAUAGGAUAUUCACAUGAUUCAUGCUAACUCAGUGCAAUGUUAUGGCAAGAUACAUAAUCAGGACAAACAGUGUGUUCUAUUUGCUACCUUAAAUCUGUGAUGAGAGCAUAAACAUGAAAUUUGUAUUGCAUACAUUGCAGAACUCUAAGGAUCAGUCAGCUGAAGUGAACUGGCAUGCCAAAUUCUUUACCCAGCAGAUGUCCAAAGGCAGCACUACUAUUUUCUUUUUCACUGAAAAAUGUAAAAAUGUAAAUUUUACACCAAGUUGUCAGCUCCACCUCAAUCAAGCAAUCAAUGUUUGGUGUUGGGGGGGAGGAAAAUUGUUCUUUUAGUUUGGGCAAGUUAAUCAUUAUGUAUUUAUAAUACACUAUGUAAACAUAAAUAAAAUCAA